AUGGUCCUCGGAAACCGGGGAAACAGGCAAAGCCGGCAUCAUUGUCGCUCCGGACGAUGCGCCUCCUCUAGACAAGCUUCCGCCAUCAAGGUCGAGAAGCUUGCCAAGAAUUCCUCGGAUGGCGCAACAACAGAACCCAAACCCGAUAUUGAGAUCGAGACAGAUGCAGCGAUAUACAAGGACGGCAGGGUGGCUUUGAAGGGCAACCCGCUGAAGUCGACCAAGGAGGUCUUAUGCUCGAAGUGCCACCUCCCACGGCUGCAUCACCCGACGGACGGCAAAGGCGCGAAGAAGCCUGACCCGGGCGUCAUCUACUGCAAAAGACACCCAUACAUCGACAAGCCGGGCUACGACAUUUAUGGCCAGACGUGGGUUGCCCCUGGCCCGGGGCGGGGCAAGAAGAAGAAGGACCAGAAGUUGGACCCCAACGACCCGAGCUCCCCGGCGCCGGCUGAAGGGGGCGCAAAGGACCGGGCGUCGAAUGUUCUCAACUUCCCCAGCGCGACAUGUCCCAAAUGCAAGCGGUGUAUCCUGGUGACGCGUCUGAACAACCAUAUGGGUUCGUGCAUUGGAAACAGCGGGCGGAACGCCAGUAGAGCGGCGGCGCAGAAAAUUAGCAACGGCAACAACGGCGGCAGUCAGAACAAUGACAACACGCCGCCCGGCAGCCAGAAGGGCACACCGCGUCCCGGGAGCCGCGGGGGUAGUCCCAGGAAGCGCGACGUCGACGAAUUUGACGAGGACGCAGAGGAGUCCGAUCAACCCAACCCAAAGAAGAAAAAGGCCAAGCUGAACGGACUAAACAAGAAGGUGGUUCUGAAGGCCAAGGCUCCCAGCGCCACCGGCAAUUCCAAGAAGGACAAGGUUAAGGGCAGCUCGAGCCUCAAUGUGGAGCAGAAGGUGGGUAGCGAUGCCAAAGACUCGACAGUACAAGUGGCGCCAAAGAAGCAGACCCCCAAGCUAAAGGGUAUCUCGCCUGCCAAGAAGCUCAAGCUCGGUCCGGCAAAGCCACCGUUACCUUCGCCCGGCAGCAAAAAGGGCAAACGGGACCACGAUAUGGAGAGCGAGUCGUCCGAAACUAUGUCAUCCCCCCCGCCGCGUUAA
This is a messenger RNA of Chaetomium globosum CBS 148.51, 1104 nucleotides long. RefSeq lists its product as uncharacterized. The coding region runs from base 1 to 1104 and encodes 367 amino acids. Lineage: Eukaryota; Fungi; Ascomycota; Sordariomycetes; Sordariales; Chaetomiaceae. The transcript is spliced from 2 exons. The record is from RefSeq and is a predicted model, not a curated record.